CAACAUGGCGGAAAGUAUCAGUAAUCGAGUUUUCAGUUUGGUGCCUUCGCUUGAAUAUUUCUCGCCUUCCUACAGGCUUUUAAACCGUCAGCAUAUGAAUCAUUCUGGAAAAUGAUGAAGUGUGUUUUCUUUUAUUUUUCCUUUUUUUUGUUUUAUAAUUGUUUAGUUUUAUUUUUUCAAAAUCAUGAAUGUAUUUUGAUUUGGUGGUAUGUUCAUUUUUAUAUGGUGGCGUGUGACCCAGGAAAUCCGAAAAAAAUUAGGGACGGGAAAAACUGGGAAAAAAUAUACACAACGUGGGAGCAACUUCAGAAUACCCGGCCACUCAUUUACAUGUCAUUGAUUAAGAAUAACGUCUAUUGUGUUAUGCCUCGAUCUUCAAAGCCUCCCGACACAUGUAAGUGAGGCAGACCAAAAUGGCCGGGUAUUCUGAAGUUUAGCCCAAGCAUACAAAUGACUUGUUUCCUGUUUAAAAAUAUACAUUGAAGUACAAAAGUGAUGUACGAAAAUGAAUAAGUAAGCUAUGUAAAAGGAAUAAACACAAAAGACAUACAUGGUCACGAGACUAAUUAAACUAAAAUUAUGCAGAUUCCAAGUUUGCUGCACGUCACCAAGAGAAUUCUUAGUGAAAAAUAUUUUAAUUCCAUGAAGUAUUUUAAUAAUGGUAUACAACAGCUGCAAUCUAUGUUUCUCUUGCAGUGUUGACAUCAUAGAUAUGGAUGAUAGGAUUAAAGGAACUGACUUGAGAGGGACAAAGUAUACUGUUUCUCAGGAUGGUUUGUGUCCUCGCUGUGGGAAUUCAAACAGGCUCUAUGUCAUACUGGAUAAGUAUGUUUUCUUACCACCACAAAAUUUAGUAAACCAUGAAUACCUAAAAUGCUUUAAGACUGUUCAUGUGCCUUGAAAAAGAAGACCAAUCAGGAGUGAGAGAAACCUCACUGCACGCAAUUUAACUUUUUUACCCAUAAGAGUGAUGCACAUCUUAUUUCUUGAGAAUAAAGGAAAUGAUCACCAACUAAAGAGGCUUUAGAUUGUUCAACAAAUUCUCCUUAUCAGCACCUUAGAAAAUGUAUGGAGAACAGUAUGGAGAAUGUGUAUACUGAUUUAAGGAUGGAAAGGGUUAAUACUGAGUAGUUCGUUGUUUGGAUAGUUCUUUGCAUGUCUUGAUUCCCAUUGUGAUUGCUUGUAACACUGUACACUUUCCAUAUUUGAUGAAGGUGAUCAUGGUUUGCUAAACUAUAGAAGGAAGAUUAAUUGUAAGACCUUUUUUGUGCACCUUGUUGAACAUUUUAACCAGAAUUCUAAUGUAUUUUAGAUUGUUUCCUAUGGGGGAUAUGCCUGAAAUUCUGCACUCCCUGAUAGCCAAAGGAAGAGCUAUUCUGUGGUCAAGUCAAGAAAAAGAAGGAUAUCAGGUAAGGUGACAUCUUCACCAUGUGGCUGUACUUAAAACUUGAAACAAAAAAAAAAACUGUGUGGGGCAGGGGUGGAAGGGAAAGAACUACAAAGAAAUCAGUGCAGUUGUGUCAAUAGUUCUGGUAGCAAUAGGCAAUUCCCAGUUUUAAGAACACUAACUUUCAAAAUAAGGCUGUUUUGUGAAAAUUAAUAAUUUGCAUAUGAGGAUGAAUUUUCUUUAACCCUUUAACUCCCAGAAGUGAUUAACAUGAAACUUCCUCCGAUAAUAUAUGUACAUUAUUCAGCAAACAGGUAAUGAGAAUAUUCAAACUUAUCAGGUAGAAGCUGCUAUCUUGAUCUAGCACCAAGUUCUCAGAACCAAUUUACAAAGGAAAUGUGUAGCAGCUAGAAGGGAGAAUUAACAAGGGUUAAUCAAAAGCUUUGCACUUACAUUGUACAUGUACUCUUAGACUAAAACAGAGGCCUUUUGCAUUUCGAAAAUGGCUUCUUGUACCUCUCUAAGGAGUUCUUUGGAUUUCAACCGAUAGAGCAUGUGACUGAUAAAUUAAAAUGCCUAGGUGUCAUAUCAGGACAGAGAAUUCAGAUUUCCUUGGCCCUGCUCUUGUUAUAAAUGUUUAAAAACAUUCAAUGCUCAUAGGAUCCACCAACUUUCCUAUGCCGAGGAUUCUGCCCCCCUGAUCCUUUGGGUGCUGGGUUUAAUGUGAACUGGAGCAAUGUUUCCUUGAGACAAAUUUUGGAGUCUCUAGACAAUCCAAUGCAGGUGUGUAGCAGUAUGUGUGGUUUUUGUUUUUUUUUUUUUUGAUAUGUUGCAAUUCUUUUCCUUCCCCUGACUCUUAUUUAUGAAAGGUUUGGCCUUUGAUCUAUGUAUGUCAUCUCAAAUCUUGCUAUUUCUCUCUUGUAUCUGACUGAAUCAAAGGAAUUUAUAAUUAAACAACAUUUUUAGUAAGAGUCACACGUAAAAUGCAAUGUUCCUCAACUACUCAAAGAAAUUUUUUAUCUAAAAGUACUGCAGAAAACCUUUCUAUAUGUAUGCAGUGCACAUAUUUUAUCUUGAAUCAUGCAAGUUUUGUUUUUAAACUGGACUACUAUUGGAUAUCUGUCUGUGCAUGAUAUCUAAUGGAGGUGGUUAUCUGUGGCUGUUGUGGAAUAGAUGAUCAAUCAUCAUACAUGUAUCUUUCUUGCAUCAAUUUCACCCCGAGAAGGCAUUUAAACCUGUAUCAGGCCCAGAUGAGAGCCGCUUUCGAGGUUAGUAUUUUUUUUAUAUUAUUUUGAACUUUCAACACAAAUGUCAAUUUAUAUUUUUGGUUAUCAUAAAUUUCUAAUGUUGCCAUCUUGUUGUUCUAUCAUGUUACUAUCUCAAUGGUAAAGAUAUUUCAACCUUCAGGUUGUUCUAAGUUUACUUUUUGGUCGAUUAGAUUAGGUAUUCAAUAAGUCUUUCAAGCAUACUGAAUGUUUAUGUCUGAUUUCACUUUUCAUGCAACUGAUGAAGGUUCCAGUCAAAGUGAAUCAUCAGAUAACACCUUAUAUGUUUUGGAUGAGUUACGAGGCCAAAAAAGUCAUGAAAAAGGAAAUGCUUCUCAAACCCCAACAAUGCAAAGUAUGUAUAUCCUCUUGUUAUCACAUUCAUCCAAUUUUGUGUGGUAUUCAUUCUGGAUUAUAUGUUAGAUGACUCUGUUAGUUAAUGAGUUCUGUUUAUCUUCGUAAGUUAAUGUCCUGGAAAGUAAUUUAAGAAUAGAGAAACACUGGAAAAGUUGUGAGGGAGUUUACCUUCCAUCUCUACCCUCUCAGGUUCAUCAGACAAAGAGGAUGAAACUGAAGAAGAUGAUGAGGAUGAGGAGGAUGACAUUGAUGAAGAAGAACUCAUCAAACAAAUGCUUGCUAAAGAAGAGUUAAAACUGUCUCAACAGAACAACAGUGAAGAUGAAGAUGAAGAUGCAGCAGACCAUGCAGAUCAUGAGGAUGAUGACAAACACAAGGAAGCUUCUUCUGUUGUAUCUGAUUCAGACAAUUUUUCAGAACCUAGUACAUCAUCAAGCAAUUUGAUAAGAAGCUCAGUGGUCAAUGUGACAGCAUCAACAGCCACUGCAACAUCCACGGCAACAACUAGUAACAAAACACCAUCAACAGAAGCUAGCAGCUAUCCUGUGUCAUCCAAUGGGCGUUGCCCUUACUGUGACUCUUCAGAUGUUAAAUACAUCAUCAUGGUGUCAGAAAACACCAAAGAUACUGAUCUACCUCAAAGUCUUCAACAGUUGCUCAAAAGAAAUCAGGCUUUUAAAAUGGCUAAAGGUGAGGUAAAAUGGGUGAGCACAGAUAGUAAGGAAUGGAAAAUUUACUUUUUAUUGCUCUAUAAUCAGUGUUCUCCUUUUCAGGUGGUAGCUAGUAAGAAGUACCACCAGUAGUACCUCUUAUUACUGCCAUAAAUGGCUUCAAAUUCUUGAAAAUUCAACAGGUAGAGGAAUAACUCUAUCAGUUUGAAAAUAACACUGCAGAAUCAAAUGGUGUGAAAUUGAAAUAAAAUUUAUUUCCUUCCAAGAAAGGAUAACAAAUUAUUAUUUGUGUUGUUUUAAAGCUAUUUAAAGUACAUGUCCUUAAAGUGUUACUCUCUGUCAGUCUGCAUCAUGUCACAGUUUAUAACCACGCAAGAGGGAUGGCACAUGAAAGAGUCCUGAAGUAGUUCAGAAAGAAUUAUAGAUUUUUAAUUCUGGGAAGAGGGACUUCCCCACUUAUAUAUAAUCAAUUGUUGAAUUGAUUAUUUGGAAUUAUCAUCUAUUUUUUCACUACAUCAUGAAACAAAGUUUCGUGAAAGAAGACCCAGACAAAAGUCACAGGCAGGGUAAGCCAGUUUGCAAUGAUGGCUGGAGUUGGAAAAACAAUGGGAGAGUUUUAAGAGGAUACAAUUUUACUUGACACUAUAAACAAAACUAUUUCAUGAAAAACAAUUUUCCAAAAUGUCCUCUAACUCUGGUACAUUUCAGGACAUAUGUCAGAUUUUCCAAUAAUUGAACUUGAAUUAACACUAUUUCAAGAGUUGACCCCUACCAUUGUAUUUAUUUUAAGCCCAAGACCAGACAUUGCCACAAUUAAGAUUACUGUGAAUGCUCUCUUUACCCUACCCCCUACCCCACAUAAGUAUCCAGAGCCUCCAAGGAGAGAAGUGGUCUGACAGGAAACUCAGUUAAAAAAAAUUACAUGUCACUUGCUUUUCCUAUGACUUGUGAUAUUCACUUAUGGGGGCCCUGAAUCACAAUUGUCACUUGUUUUACGGUACCACCCAGCCCUAGGAGGAUGGCUACAUAAAGUUUUAAAUAAAAUUCAUAAAUUGUGUAUGUUUUUUGCAUCCUGAAAUUGUGCAGUUUCCAAAGUUCUGAUUUUGGAAUGAUCCUGUCAGACUCUAAUUUCUGACAUUUCAACUAUACAUACAGCCUUUGUUUUGUAAUGGACUCUGUUAAUAAAAGCUAACCAUACAAUGUAACUCUAAAUGACAUCUACUUGUCAGGCUACAUGGGGGCUUCAAAGCUCAUGUUGGGUUUGGUAAAAGAUCUUUCCUAAUCUUAAAGGACAAAUGGUCGAGGCAAAUUCACCCAACUAUAAAGCUAAACAAAAGCAGGUACAUCCUUUGUUAGUUGAUAUUGCUCCAGCUCCUUGUUCAUUUAAUUUUGAUGAACAAACUGGGAGUCUACUUGCUUGGUAGUCUUUUGCUGGGGUAUCAGGAAUGAAGCAAAUUGAUUAAAAGAUUGACUUCAAAACAAAAAAGGAAUGCCUUCAUCAUCCAAAGAUCCUGAAUGAUGAUGCAUUUGGGCCAACAGGUUGAUGAAGUAAUAGCUGAAUAAUACUUGACUGGAUUGUUUGAAAUGAACUGGAGAUGAAUUACUGUUUUAUUUCUGAUAAUUUGUAGCUUUAUCGAGUCUUAUAUCCACGCUUUUUUCCCCUUUGUUUUGAUGAAGUUGAUGCUGAAUUUGAUUUGGGACGAAGUUAUACCCAUAAACUAACUUGUUCUUUUGAUCUCCUGCAUGACAUAAAUUAGGUGACAGUGAACCACCAUCUUUUCAGUGCCAGAAAUGUCAGUAUGGCUUCAACCUGAACUGGUCCACUGCAAACCUUGAACUCAUCUUUGGACUGCCACCUACCACAUCUUCAUCCGCCACAGCCACGACAGCUAAACCUACCUCAAACAAAUCCACCAAACAAACCGCUGUACCCUUCAAACAACCUCCUAGAUACCCAUCCUACCCUCCUCCCAUGGGGCUUCCUCCAACAAGGUACCCACCACCUAUUGGGAUUCCUCCACCAGUUCCUUACCAUGGGUGAGUGAAAGAUGAUUCUUAUCAACAUUUCGAUCUGUGAUGUUUUUUAAAUGCAGAUCUUCUUUUUGACUUUGCUGUUCUUUUUUCCUUCUCAGCUACACACCAGCAUAUCCCAGUUAUUAUGGAUCGUACUAUCCCCCACCUUCCAUUCCGCCACCACCAGUUGGAACCUAUCCUUUCUCCCCACCAGCUGCAUCACAGUCAACAAUCCCCCCUCCUGGUAUUUCACCCCUUGGGAUAUUUCCACCCGGUGUUCCACCCCCAGGGGUACUGCCUCCUGGAAUUCUUCCCCCUGGGAUACCACCUCCAAGUUUACCACUCCCUGGGGUGCUUCGUGCUAUUCCACCCCCUGGAGUUCCCCCUCCAGGUUAUCCCACACCAGCCAUUACUCCAGUCCCCUGUGCGGGUACAUGGGGAAAUUACCCUUACCAUACUCCCUCCCUUUACCGACCUCCCCCAUCUACAAGGUAUGGUCCAAUUCCUGUGGCAAGACCUCAUCAUUCAGCACCAACGCAAGCCACACCUCCAGCGCCUUGGCCGCAGCUUCCAGUGACUGCAGCAACAUCAGCCACAUCAGUUCCAGCCCAACAGGAUCCGAGUUCCGAGCAGGAUACUGCAGAGAAUAAUAGUAAAGUAGCAGCUGCCCGAUUUGAGAUGGUUUUGAACCAGAUUGACCGAGCAAAAGCCCGUGUUCGUCAUGAGAAAGAACACCAGAAGAAAGAGAUCCAGAAGGAACAUCUAACAGUCAGUCAGCAGUAUGAAGCAGAGCCUAAUGCACUCAGCGAUGAAGGACAACAGAUGGUCGAUUAUGAUGAAAAGCCUCCUGGUGAAGAAGACGCAGGUAACAAAUGUCACAAUAAUUCAAUCUCAACGAGGAAAUUAAAUUUUGGUGCCAAUUCUGUCUGUGUCGUUUUAUGGGAGUACUUAAAAAUAGAUAGCUAAUCACUUAAUGGUUUCGGAAAUUAAACCUUUUAGUGAUACUUAUUCAUCUCGGCGUACUGAUGCCUUGUCUUUCGUUUAACGUCCCUGGUUCUUUCUUUUCUUUCCUUUGUAAUAGAUUUUGAAUCUAAUGUCAUCAUUACUGCGUCUGAAGACAAAAACUUGUUUGGUCAUGAAGGAGUAGACACCCCUACCUCUGAACAGUCCGUGGUGGCGUCACAAGAGAUCUUAAGUGAUAGCGUAGAAUCAGUAAUUGUAGGACAGCAAGAUGACCAAGAUAAUGGCCAGUUGUUGGAGAGUAGUGAGAAUGAACACAACUCUACCAGCGAUAUCAACAAUCAUGAUGCUGAUAGCGUUUUGCCAGAAACGAUGAAAGACCCUAAAGUAACAGUUUCCACCGAAGGUGUACGUUCUGUACUCUCCGAAAAGGAGGAUGGGUCACUCGGUAUGCAACCCGCUCGAAGCAAACGUACCCGGCAAUUUUGGAGGUCCAUAAGACCCGAACCAGCUACUUCAACAGAGGAUACCGAUUCUACAGUAACCGAGGAAGAAACUCCAGCAGUUACUGGAAGGGCGAGAAGGUCCCGAAUGAGUGGAGCACCAAGCACAAUAGCCGAGAACCUGGACAUUCAAGAUGUUCAAGACAGAGAGUCUAGAGGAGGAAUGGAUGUGAGCGACAUUGAUAAGGCUGAAUCAUCAGAUAUAUUGAGUCAGGGCAGUGCUGCUCCGGAGACCGGAAGUGACUCCCAGGAAGGGCUAAGUGAAAGUUUGGUUUCUUCUUCAGAGACAGAGACUGCCCCGGCAGGUCCACGGCAAGGGAAAGUGGGACGGGGAAGAAAACGAAAACAGGAAAGCACUGAAAUGGAAGGAGUGGUCCCUCGGCCACCAACGAGGAAGACGCGAAGGGAAGCAGCAGAGACGGAAGGUUCAGUGCUCACGGAAAGGGUCAGUGAAGGAAGCAAGAAUGUAGAGUACGAGAACAUUUCCAUGGAGACUCCUGUUGUCAUUAGCCAGGAGGAGGGAAAAAAAGUGGUUUUUGAAAGUCCUAAGAUAGAAACCUCACCUGAAAUAGAAGGAAACGGGAAGUCUGGUGUACUCACCAACAGACGACAAACACGGAAAUCUGCGCAAAAAUCACAAGAACCAGAGGUACCACAGGGAAGCAUAACAUCUCGUCAAGUAGAAGUAUCUUCCAAUAUAGCGGAAGAGGAUGAAGCAAUGGACGUUGGCAGCAACCGAAGAAGUCGUAGAUCAGCCCCAAGAAAUAUCUCACAGCGAACUAAUAAACCUUCCGUCAAGAGACAAACACGUACCUCUUUGCAAUUAACCUCAAAAGACUCUGACUUGGCGGAUACCGAGCAUGUUGUCUUCAAUGAUAAAGCGUCAGAACGUGACAGUCGAGGAGACGAUGAAACACCCGCGAACGAGCAGUCAUCGGCUGAACAGAAAAACGUCGUAGCAGAUAGGUCCCGUGAAGACGAAGGGACGAAAUCUUCGGUAUCAACCGAAGAUGCUUUGGUUAAUACUGUUAUAGACGUUCUCUCGUCUCGGGUGUCCGAUAGUUUGACAACUGAGGAAGUCUCUGGUAGGUUUCAAACAAAAUCUCACGACACUCCUGUGGUACCUAAGGUUAAAACACCUAACUCUGAUACGUCUAACGGCGAAGAAGCUGAAAAGACACCUAAAACUCGAAAAUCACGGAAAUCUUUGGAUGUAAAAGAAGUUCAGUUGUCCCCUGAUCCCGUCACGGCGGCGGGUACACUUUCUUCUCGUCGAUCACAGAGAAAGAAAUCCACGCCUUCACUUCCAGAGGCUACUACACUUUUGCAGGACUCUGCGAAAAAUUUUGAAGACGAGGAACACAUUGAAGAUGAAGAAUCUUUAGCGUCUCCUAAAAAGGUUUCUAGAAAAACUGCCCCUAUGAAAUCAACAGAGACUGUUACUAAAAGAGUUACAAGAAGUCGACAGAAAAAGUGAUUAAACCUGGAAGCGCCUUAAGGCUUGUUGUUUCUAGUCGUAUUGUUGUUGUCUUUUUUCUUUUUUGAAUAACUUCUGGGAGCUUUCAAUCAUUACGUAAACCCUUACUGAAGAUACACAUAGUUAAAAAACAGGCUUCAGUUCCACUCUUCAAUUCGCCUGAAAAGGUUGUUCUUCGAGAAAUGCAUGAAAUCAUGAAAUGCAGAUUUACUGCUCUUAGUUUCGGUGAUGAAAACAGAUGUGGCAUGUGACUUACUGGUUGCAAACCUUUGGACAAGAACUUUAUUUAAAUAUACAUAUAUACAUAAGUGGAGCAAGGUAAUUUAAACAAGGGUAUUCUCCUUGUAAGAACGCAGGUGACAGUACAUAAGAAAAGCAGGGCAUAAGUAUUGUCUAUUAUUGAAUUUUCAACUCUGAAUAUUGCAUUUCUGGCGUUCUGAUUGGUUUACUCAACUCCGAUUAUCAGCUCAUAUUCCGAGUCACCUUACUUGGAAAUGCUCUGCUUUAACUGUUGCGGAGCUGAAAAAGCCUCAAAUAUCCAAAAUUUCAGGAUGUAAUGAAAUUUGAUGAGACAAUUAUUCCAUUCGUUCUUGUUGGAUACGAGAUUGGUCAUAAAAAUCUCAUGUCCAACGCGCUCUCAUGGAAGAAUUGUUAAGUAAAAGGUUAUUUUAUGAAAGAGACAGAACUCGUAUUUUGUGUGUGCGACAACAGAAUAAUUCACCUUUGGGUUAACCGCGCAGUUAUGAGGUAAUUAACAAGCUUAAUUUGUCUUUUGUGACCAAACUUUCAAUAGAGAGAUUGUUGUAAUUGUAAAUACCAGUUGUGAUAUGUAUUAUCAGGAUUCUUCGCGCAGCAAUUUUUAACGAGA
Molecule: messenger RNA, 9501 nt
Organism: Pocillopora meandrina
Lineage: Eukaryota; Metazoa; Cnidaria; Anthozoa; Scleractinia; Pocilloporidae
Source: the annotation of a GenBank genome assembly